GUGAAAAACUAAAGUCAAAGUAAAUAUGAAUUUAGAAUAGUAGUUAUAUUUUAUUAACCAAAUACCGAAAAAAACCGAACCGAACCGAAACCAAUCCGAUAUCCGGAUUAAUCCAAAUGAAGCCAAACUAUUGUUUCAUUUUCCAAAAUAUAAUAAAAAUAAUAACUUAAUCCUGCGCAAGGCGCGGGUCUUAUCCUAGUAACAUGGUGAAAACCAUACCACUAUCCGGUAGUCAUGUCCUGGCAAUGGGAUUUGGAAGUUCAAAGAUAAUUGGCUAAAAUUAGAAAACAUGGGCCUCAUUUUCAAGUUAUAUGAGAGCAAGGCCCGGCCCUCGAUUACACUAUACUUUUCAAUUAAAAUAUAAUAAAUAAUUAGCCCAAAAUUUAAACUAAAAAUUGCUCAAUCCCAGCAUUGAAAAUGAAAACCUUAAGUUUGGUCAGAUUGACAAAAAGUACAAAAAUAAAAGAAUUACAAAAAGAGAGAUCGUGAGACGCAUAAUCAUUCCCCCGCUCGGUCAACGGACAAUAGAUCCCUACCAAAAAAAAAGAACCUCAGAAAUUAAAGUAAAAAUACAUAACUAAAAAAAGAGAAGGAAAAAAAGACAGAACACGAAGAAAAAAAGACAGAAAAUUCAAUUAGAUAGGUUUUGUAGUUUUUCCCGGCGAAAAUGGAGAAACCUGAAAACCACGCAAUGGAAUCCGAAACUCUUGAUCACCACAAAUCCGACGAUCAUUCCGAUGAAUCGGAACAACAAUUGGCGACGGAGACUCCCAAAUCAGACUCAUCUUCCCAGCUCAGCCUCACCCAGGAGAUGGAAGCCGUCGACGAUUUCAUUCAAUCCCUCUCCUCCUCCACGGAUCCGUUAAAAGAGAUUCCUCCAUCGGUGGAGCCAUUCCCGGAGACGGUCGAUUCCUUGGUCUCCAAGAUGGAAUCCUCCGGUCUGGGGCGUGACGAAGCAGAGGACUCUGCAUUCAUCCUCGCCGUUAACCGGAUUUCAAAAUCGGUUCUGACAUUGAGAGAGCUCCGGCUCGAUUCAACCCCGGUUUCCUCGUGGCUAAACCGGGCGAGCUCGGUUCAGAACCGUGCAGCGUCCCUCCUCGACGAAGAGUUUCGUCACCUCCUCGAUCGUUCAAGAGAGAAGAAUAAAAACAACAAAAACGCUGACUUGUCGUCCGAUUCGACUCAGGUCGAAUCGGACCGAUGCGUCUUGCAGGAGGAAGAAACGUUCCCGGACUUUCCACCGGAAUCGAUCUCCACCCUCAAGAAGAUCGCCGGAGCCAUGAUCUCCGCCGGCUACGAAGCGGAGUGCUGCAUGUCGUACGAGAUGUCGAGGCGCCACGCGUUCAAGGAGGAGCUCAGCGAGGUCGGGUUCGAAGGGAUCAACGUGGAGGACGUGCAGAGGAUCCCAUGGGAGUCUCUCGAGGGAGAGAUCGCCAGCUGGAUCUCCAUCGUCCGCCGCUGCUCCACCGUGCUUUUCCCCGGCGAGCUUUCUCUCUGCACCGCCGUGUUCUCCUCCGAGGACCACGCGGCGACUCGCAAACGCCUCUUUACCGGCCUCGUCUCCGCCGUGACGAUCAGGUUUCUUGAUUUCUCCGGUGCCGUGGUGCUCACGAAACGGUCCUCCGAGAAGCUUUUCAAGUUCCUUGACAUGUACGAAACGCUGAGAGACUUGGUCCCAGCCGUUGAGCAGUCUGACUCGGAUCUCAUCGAGGAGAUUAAGCUGGCUCAGACGAGGCUGGGAGAAGCGGCGGUGACUAUAUUCGGAGAGCUUGAGAACUCGAUCAAGACCGAUCAGGGGAGGACAGCUGUCCCUAGCGGAGCUGUCCACCCGUUGACUCGCUACACCAUGAACUACCUCAAGUACGCGUGCGAGUACAAAGACACUUUAGACCAAGUGUUCCAAACAGAACCCGAACAAGAGACAAGACGAAACCAAAGAGAAGACGACGAGGAGUACAAAGUCUCAGCCUUUGGUAGACAAAUGAUAAAAGUGAUGGAACAUCUUGAUGCAAAUCUUGAAGUCAAAUCAAGACUAUACAGAGAUCCAGCACUGAGAUCCAUAUUCCUAAUGAACAACGGGAGAUACAUUCUACAAAAGAUCAAAGGGUCGACAGAGAUUAGGGACUUGAUGGGACAAGCGUGGACGAGGAAGAGAUCAACGGAGCUUAGACAGUACCACAAGAGCUACCAGAGAGAGACUUGGGGGAAAGUGUUGCAAUGUAUGAACCAAGAAGGGAUCCAGGUGAAUGGGAAAGUGUCGAAGCCAGUUUUGAAAGAGAGGUUCAAGGUGUUCAAUGCUAUGUUUGAUGAGAUUCACAAGACGCAGAGUACUUGGAUUGUGAGUGAUGAGCAGAUGCAAUCGGAGCUGAGGGUUUCUAUCGCGGCGUUGGUGAUUCCGGCUUAUAGGUCUUUCUUUGGGAGGUAUAAGCAGCAUAUUGACUCAGGGAGGCACUCGGAUAAGUAUGUUAAGUAUCAGCCUGAAGAUAUUGAGACUUAUAUUGAUGACUUGUUUGAUGGGAAUCCACCUUCUAUGGCACGUAAGAGGACUUGAAAAAAACUAUGAGGGUGUGACAUAUGAUCUGGUUCCUUUUGCUUCUUCUUAUUUUCUUCUAUGAUUAUUUUUCAUUUCGAUUAUGUUUAUAGAACCGUUUCUGAGACUACCAUGGAAACUUUUUGUUUUACGUAUUGCUUUCUCUUUUAAAAGUUUGGGAAUUUUUAUUU
This is a messenger RNA of Brassica rapa (field mustard), 2721 nucleotides long. Its product is annotated as exocyst complex component EXO70B1. NCBI's taxonomy places the organism in Eukaryota, Viridiplantae, Streptophyta, Magnoliopsida, Brassicales, Brassicaceae. The record is from RefSeq and is a predicted model, not a curated record. Gene Ontology annotation, cellular component: exocyst. Gene Ontology annotation, molecular function: phosphatidylinositol-4,5-bisphosphate binding. Gene Ontology annotation, biological process: exocytosis.